GUGGAAAAGUUCCAUCCAGCUCAGAUACUGCAUCUGAUGAAAAACAACAUGGCUUCUAUGGUGUUGGAACUGGUAAUAACUUAUGGAGUCGCAAGGAUAUCAGUGCUUUAUGGGAGGGACCAAUAGCAGAUAGUUGCUGUAUAACAUCCAUGACAACUUUUCCUGAUGGUACAAUUGUUGGUAUUGGAACAGAUCAGCAACUCUGGACUAGACCUGGUAAAGAUGGUAAAUGGAGUGGACCCAUUGCAAACAGCUGUUGUGUAACUGAUAUUACAUACCUAAAUGAUGGUUCGCUGAUUGGGAUUGGCACUGGAAAUAAUUUAUGGACUCGACCUGGUAUUGAAGGUGGAACAGUUCCAUCCAGCUCAGAUACUGCAUCUGAUGAAAAACAACAUGGCUUCUAUGGUGUUGGAACUGGUAAUAGCUUAUGGAGUCGCAAGGAUAUCAGUGCUUUAUGGGAGGGACCAAUAGCAGAUAGUUGCUGUAUAACAUCCAUGACAACUUUUCCUGAUGGUACAAUUGUUGGUAUUGGAACAGAUCAGCAACUCUGGACUAGACCUGGUAAAGAUGGUAAAUGGAGUGGACCCAUUGCAAACAGCUGUUGUGUAACAGAUAUUACAUACCUAAAUGAUGGUUCGCUGAUUGGGAUUGGCACUGGAAAUAAUUUAUGGACUCGACCUGGUAUUGAAGGUAAAUGGUCUGGACCAGUUGCAAAUAGCUGCUGUGUUAAAUCCAUUUCUCAGUUGACAUCAGGUGAAAUUCUUGGAGUUGGUAUGAGUGGAAAACUAUGGACACGACCAGGCGUUGAAGGCAGCUGGACAAAGGUGGAUGAUGAUGGUGUUGUUUCAGACAUAACAGUGACAAGUGAAGGAAAUGUAGUCGGUAUUGGCGGGACAUGUGGUCUGUGGGAGAGAAAAGAACUUCACAGUACUUGGGGAAGUGAAAUUGACAACAGCAGAUGCGUGAAGUCAGUAUCAGUUGUUCGAACUUCUGAUAGCACAGGUGGAAAAUUUCCAUCCAGCUCAGUUACUGUAUCUGAUGAAAAACAACAUGGCUUCUAUGGUGUUGGAACUGGUAAUAACUUAUGGAGUCGCAAGGAUAUCAGUGCUUUAUGGGAGGGACCAAUAGCAGACAGUUGCUGUAUAACAUCCAUGACAACUUUUCCUGAUGGUACAAUUGUUGGUAUUGGAACAGAUCAGCAACUCUGGACUAGACCUGGUAAAGAUGGUAAAUGGAGUGGACCCAUUGCAAACAGCUGUUGUGUAACUGAUAUUACAUACCUAAAUGAUGGUUCGCUGAUUGGGAUUGGCACUGGAAAUAAUUUAUGGACUCGACCUGGUAUUGAAGGUAAAUGGUCUGGACCAGUUGCAAAUAGCUGUUGUGUUAAAUCCAUUUCUCAGUUGACAUCAGGUGAAAUUCUUGGAGUUGGUAUGAGUGGAAAACUAUGGACACGACCAGGCGUUGAAGGCAGCUGGACAAAGGUGGAUGAUGAUGGUGUUGUUUCAGACAUAACAGUGACAAGUGAAGGAAAUGUAGUCGGUAUUGGCGGGACAUGUGGUCUGUGGGAGAGAAAAGAACUUCACAGUACUUGGGGAAGUGAAAUUUCCAACAGUAGAUGCGUGAAGUCAGUAUCAGUUGUUCGAACUUCUGAUAGCACAGGUGGAAAAGUUCCAUCCAGCUCAGAUACUGCAUCUGAUGAAAAACAACAUGGCUUCUAUGGUGUUGGAACUGGUAAUAACUUAUGGAGUCGCAAGGAUAUCAGUGCUUUAUGGGAGGGACCAAUAGCAGAUAGUUGCUGUAUAACAUCCAUGACAACUUUUCCUGAUGGUACAAUUGUUGGUAUUGGAACAGAUCAGCAACUCUGGACUAGACCUGGUAAAGAUGGUAAAUGGAGUGGACCCAUUGCAAACAGCUGUUGUGUAACUGAUAUUACAUACCUAAAUGAUGGUUCGCUGAUUGGGAUUGGCACUGGAAAUAAUUUAUGGACUCGACCUGGUAUUGAAGGUAAAUGGUCUGGACCAGUUGCAAAUAGCUGCUGUGUUAAAUCCAUUUCUCAGUUGACAUCAGGUGAAAUUCUUGGAGUUGGUAUGGGUGGAAAACUAUGGACACGACCAGGCGUUGAAGGCAGCUGGACAAAGGUGGAUGAUGAUGGUGUUGUUUCAGACAUAACAGUGACAAGUGAAGGAAAUGUAGUCGGUAUUGGCGGGACAUGUGGUCUGUGGGAGAGAAAAGAACUUCACAGUACUUGGGGAAGUGAAAUUUACAACAGUAGAUGCGUGAAGUCAGUAUCAGUUGUUCGAACUUCUGAUAGCACAGGUGGAAAAGUUCCAUCCAGCUCUGAUACUGCAUCUGAUGAAAAACAACAUGGCUUCUAUGGUGUUGGAACUGGUAAUAACUUAUGGAGUCGCAAGGAUAUCAGUGCUUUAUGGGAGGGACCAAUAGCAGAUAGUUGCUGUAUAACAUCCAUGACAACUUUUCCUGAUGGUACAAUUGUUGGUAUUGGAACAGAUCAGCAACUCUGGACUAGACCUGGUAAAGAUGGUAAAUGGAGUGGACCCAUUGCAAACAGCUGUUGUGUAACUGAUAUUACAUACCUAAAUGAUGGUUCGCUGAUUGGGAUUGGCACUGGAAAUAAUUUAUGGACUCGACCUGGUAUUGAAGGUAAAUGGUCUGGACCAGUUGCAAAUAGCUGUUGUUUUAAAUCCAUUUCUCAGUUGACAUCAGGUGAAAUUCUUGGAGUUGGUAUGAGUGGAAAACUAUGGACACGACCAGGCGUUGAAGGCAGCUGGACAAAGGUGGAUGAUGAUGGUGUUGUUUCAGACAUAACAGUGACAAGUGAAGGAAAUGUAGUCGGUAUUGGCGGGACAUGUGGUCUGUGGGAGAGAAAAGAACUUCACAGUACUUGGGGAAGUGAAAUUGACAACAGCAGAUGCGUGAAGUCAGUAUCAGUUGUUCGGACUUCUGAUAGCACAGGUGGAAAAAUUCCAUCUAGAUCAGAUACUGCAUCUGAUGAAAAACAGCAGGAUUUCUAUGGUGUUGGAACUGGUGAAGAAAUUCCAUCCAGCUCAGAUACUUCAUCUGAUGAAAAACAGCAAGGCUUCUAUGGUGUUGGAACUGAUACAUCAAAAUCAUCACAUCGUAUUGAUGUUGGUAAAGACCGGCCUGGAGGUGACAUGAAUGAUGGUAAUUCAAAUUUGGUAGAUAGUGCGGAAGAAUGCUAUUGUGCAUGUAUUCAGACCAAUGGUUGCCAGGCUUGGUCAUUUCGUACUGACAGUAAUGGUUGUUGGUUAAAGAACUCUGUACCAGAUCAAACAACGUUAGAUACUGCUAUAUCUGGAGUCAUUUCAG
This is a messenger RNA of Saccoglossus kowalevskii, 3348 nucleotides long. RefSeq lists its product as uncharacterized. Gene Ontology annotation, biological process: proteolysis. Gene Ontology annotation, molecular function: protein binding. Gene Ontology annotation, cellular component: extracellular region. The record is from RefSeq and is a predicted model, not a curated record. Lineage: Eukaryota; Metazoa; Hemichordata; Enteropneusta; Harrimaniidae.